Molecule: messenger RNA, 671 nt
Organism: Castor canadensis (American beaver)
Lineage: Eukaryota; Metazoa; Chordata; Mammalia; Rodentia; Castoridae
Source: RefSeq, a predicted model, not a curated record
GCGUGCAGGAGUCGGGGCUGCGGAGAGGCAGCGGCGGGCCGGGGCCGUGGCGCGCCGAGCCGAGCCGAGCCGAGCCGAGCCGAGCCGAGCCGUGCGGAUGGCGGACCCGCAGCUGUUCUGCGUGGCCGAGGAGCGCAGCGGCCACUGCGCCGUGGUGGACGGAAACUUCCUCUACGUGUGGGGGGGCUACGUGUCUAUUGAAGACAAUGAAGUAUAUUUGCCUAAUGAUGAAAUUUGGACCUAUGAUAUUGAUAGUGGGUUGUGGAGAAUGCACCUAAUGGAAGGAGAACUCCCUACCUCCAUGUCAGGAAGCUGUGGUGCUUGCAUUAAUGGAAAGCUCUACGUUUUUGGAGGAUAUGAUGACAAAGGAUACAGCAAUCGACUUUAUUUUGUUAAUUUACGAACAAGAGAUGGAACCUAUGUUUGGGAAAAAAUCUCCAACUUUGAAGGACGACCACCCACGCCACGUGACAAACUUUCCUGCUGGGUGUAUAAAGACCGAUUAAUAUAUUUUGGUGGUUAUGGGUGUAGGAGACACAAUGAGCUUCAAGACUGUUUUGAUGUUCAUGAUGCAUCUUGGGUAAGAAAGUAAUCAUUCUUUACAUUUUCCUUUGAUUUAGUAUAGCUUUUUAGUCAUAAAAAUAAUGAAUAUAACCUUUCUCAUUUUAAGA